AUGGGCGACAAUAACAAAGAUUUGGAGGACAUUGCAAAGAAUGCGACAGAGGAUUUCUACGAACUACUCGGGGUGGCCUUCGACGCCAAUGAAGCAGCGAUCAAGAAGGCAUAUCGCAAGACGUCUAUACGCUACCAUCCCGACAAGAACCCCGACAAUAAGGAUGCCGCCGACCGAUUUAUUUACCUAGGAUGGGCACGCGACAUCCUCAUUGACCCAAAACUCAAGGGCGAAUAUGACCGCUCACGUACAAGAAGGAGAGAGAAGGCACUGCAAGAUGAGCUCCUCGACGGGCGGCGGAAGCAGAUGAAGCAAGACCUGGAGCGACGGGAGCAAGAAGGCAAAGACUUCGGAAACAGCCUGAAAAGGAAGCGCGCGGAGGACAUGAGCGAAGCGGAGAAGCGCGCACAGGAGAUCCACAGACUCGCAGAGGACGGCAAGCGGCGGCGCAAAGAGGCGCAAGAACGACUCGAGAAGAAGCGCAAGGAAGAAGACGAAGCAGCCAGUUUUAUCGACCUUGAGGAAAGCCAGCCCCAACCACAACCAGCCGCAAGCUCUACUGCCGAACUCGAUCGUGCUGUCAAAGUCCGCUUCCAGCGCGAAGCCGAGACGCUGGAAUGGGAUAAGGACAAGCUCCAGGCCAUGUUCACCAAGUACGGCAAAAUCGAUAGCAUCGUCAUGGGCAAGGACAAGAAAAUCCGACCCUCGGGCGAGAAGCGGCGGAAGGUAGUCGCCAUGGUGUUCAUCGUCUACACGCGACUCGACCACGCCCAUGCAGCUGUGUCCGAUGCCCGGAAGGACUAUCCCAUGCUCGAAAGCGUAUCAUGGGCGAAAGGCGAACCAGACAUCAAGUCGCCUGUCGAAGCGCCGUCAGCUCCUUCAACGCCAAUAUCGACGCCGAAUAAGAGUUUCAGGGCAGCAUUUGGGCCGGGCAUGGGCAAACCAAGCACGACACCAAUGGGCACGCCGAAGUUCUCGUUUAGUCCCAAAACGCCGAGCUUGCAGGAGGUCACCAUGAUUAGGCUCAAGGAGGCGGAGAAGAAGCGAUUAGAAGAGCAGAUACGGAAGCAGGAGGCGGCAGAAGAAGCGAUGUAG
This is a messenger RNA of Parastagonospora nodorum SN15, 1095 nucleotides long. RefSeq lists its product as hypothetical. Gene Ontology annotation, molecular function: nucleic acid binding. NCBI's taxonomy places the organism in Eukaryota, Fungi, Ascomycota, Dothideomycetes, Pleosporales, Phaeosphaeriaceae. Gene Ontology annotation, cellular component: spliceosomal complex. The record is from RefSeq and is a predicted model, not a curated record. Bases 1 to 1095 code for a protein of 364 amino acids. Gene Ontology annotation, biological process: spliceosomal complex disassembly. The transcript has a single exon.